Molecule: messenger RNA, 807 nt
Organism: Adineta ricciae
Lineage: Eukaryota; Metazoa; Rotifera; Eurotatoria; Adinetida; Adinetidae
Source: the annotation of a GenBank genome assembly
AUGUCCUUCUUGAAAAUCAAUAAUCUAUCGAACAUCGAUAAAGUCAACAUGCAAGCCAAAGUGGUUCUUUUGCUGUUAUUUGCUGGUGUUGCACUGGCUAUGAAUAUUGAUCAUGCUCAAACUCAACUGACACCCGAAGAAAUCCAACGUUUGUUCGACGGAUGGUUCAACAACGUGAACUUUAACUUCAAGCCAUUCGGAAAACGUGAUUUGAAAGACAUGACAGCAGAAGAAAUCCAACGUUUGUUCGACGGAUGGUUCAACAACGUGAACUUCAACUUCAAACCAUUCGGUAAACGUGAUUUGAAAGAUGUGACACCCGAAGAAAUCCAACGUUUGUUCGACGGAUGGUUCAACAACGUGAACAUCAACUUCAAACCAUUCGGAAAACGGGAAACAGAAGUACCAGAUACUCGCAAAGAUUGGACAGACGGUUGGUUCAGCAAUAUUGAUAUUACCAUUCCAUGGCCAUUUGGCAAACGAAGCAACGUUGCAGAAAUGACACCCGAAGAAAUUCAACGCUUGUUCGACGGAUGGUUCAACAACGUGAACUUCAACUUCAAACCAUUCGGUAAACGUGAUUUGAAAGAUAUGACAGCAGAAGAAAUCCAACGUUUGUUCGACGGAUGGUUCAACAACGUGAACUUCAACUUCAAACCAUUCGGUAAACGCGAUGCUGAACCACGACUCUUCCAAGGUUGGGGACAAAACUGGUCUGUCAACGGUAAACCACUCAGUCAAUUCUUUUCCGGACUCUUUGGCGGCAACAACAACAACGGUCAACAACCAACUGAAACUGAUGAUUAG